AUGGCGAAAGAUCGUCUCGUCCUUGUCGUGGUCGCGGUCGCACUGGCGUCCGAGGGAUGCGCCGCGGCAGUGGGAAAGUUGUACAGCCGACCCUUGAAGUUCAGGUUCACCGGCGAAGACCAGGAGACAUCCGCCACCAAACACGAAGGUGAGCAUCUGCCCAACAACGAUAGUGGGGAAUCGAGACAUUACGACGAGCAUCAUCACGACAGUGGAGAAAAGGACGAUAAAAGUUACGAGGAUCAUCACGAGCGCGAUGAGGAAGAAAAAGGGCACUUGGAUAAAACCAAUCGCAAGCAGCACAUUGCCGAGGAAAAAGGACACAGCGAUCGGGAGCUCGAUGAGCACAAGCACGUGACGGACGAGCAUGUUGGCGAAAAAAGUAAAAAAUCGGAAAAGUACGACGAAAGCUCCAAGUACCACAAGGGCCACAGUACCAAGGGUGAGCACAACGUUGUUAAAAAGGAUAACUACGAAAAGAAGCACGACUUUUACGACGAAUUCCACGAUGAUGACGAGCACGAGAGACACGAGGAGCAUCACGGAGAUCACGGAGCUCGCCAAGAAGGUCACUGCCAAACCGAACGCGACAGUAAGGAAGUACUCAAGGAGCAAGGAGAGAAAAGGGGAAAUCACCACCUCGGAAAACAGAGCCACCACGUCGAGAGCCACUACAACGAUGGCGCGCACAAACAUCGUAGCGAUCACAGCGGCAAGUUCGCGGGAAAAGAUGGGAGCGUUGGACUCGGGAAGAUAUGGAUUUACCGGCUCUAG
Molecule: messenger RNA, 774 nt
Organism: Copidosoma floridanum
Lineage: Eukaryota; Metazoa; Arthropoda; Insecta; Hymenoptera; Encyrtidae
Product: histidine-rich glycoprotein-like
Source: RefSeq, a predicted model, not a curated record